This is a messenger RNA of Cimex lectularius (bed bug), 3332 nucleotides long. It is a transcript of the gene mus201, whose product is annotated as DNA repair protein complementing XP-G cells homolog. Gene Ontology annotation, cellular component: nucleus. The transcript has 13 exons. The record is from RefSeq and is a predicted model, not a curated record. Gene Ontology annotation, molecular function: DNA endonuclease activity; single-stranded DNA binding. Bases 251 to 3235 code for a protein of 994 amino acids. NCBI's taxonomy places the organism in Eukaryota, Metazoa, Arthropoda, Insecta, Hemiptera, Cimicidae. Gene Ontology annotation, biological process: nucleotide-excision repair.
GCCCCAUCUUUAGGCAUAAAUCACAAAUCACAUCCAUUGAGUUACAAGAUCUAAAUCCUCAUUCUCCCCCUCUAGAGACGGGGAAAAUUUCCCUCGUUGUGGAGACACUGCCUCAGAACGAAACUCAUUCCUUCAGGUUUUCACAAUUUCACAUUCUCCUGUAACCUGUAUUGUAAACAAAUACGAACAAUUCUCUGAAAUUUUAUAUGGAGAAACUCGAUAACAUCUGCAUGCAUUGACCCGUACGAGAAUGGGAGUGCACGGCUUGUGGAAACUCAUUGACAGCGCCGGAAAGCCGAUCCCAGUCGAAACUUUGGAAAACAAAGUAUUAGCUGUCGAUGUAUCAAUCUGGCUCUAUCAGUUGGUAAGAGGGUUCCACGAAACGUCUGGAAGACCAGUUCACAAUGCAUUCCUCCUGGGCCUGUUUCACCGUAUCUGCAAACUACUCUUCUACAGAAUCAAGCCGAUAUUCGUAUUUGACGGUGGUGUUCCGAGUUUGAAAAAGAAGACUAUCGCAGCAAGACAAAAAAGCAGGCAAAAGGCUGAGGAAAUUAAUGAAAAAUUAAGGCAGCAAUUGUUGGAGAACUUCAUCAAGCAACAGGCUAUCGGAUCUGUAAUUGGUGGUGACUUUGCACUGAAGAAAAUUUUACCUUCAACCAAAGAUGAUCUGUUUAAAUUGCCUCCCAUUGCUGAAGCAGUUAAGAAAGAAAUCGAUGAAGGGAGUAGUUCUUCUGAUGAAGAGAACUACACUAAAUACGGUAAUAUUCAUGAUAUUGAUGUUAAAAGUGAGGAAUUUCUUAAUCUUCCACCUGACAUAAGGCAUGACAUUCUUACCGAGCUGAAGGAAACUCGAAAACAAAAUUCAUGGGCGAAAGUGCACCUCAUGCCCGAGGAGUCUAUGGAAUUUUCUUCUUUUCAAAUGAAACGUCUUUUAAAAAGGCGUGCUGUCCAAGAGGGCUUAGAACAAGCUGAAGAUGAGCUCGGUGCAAGGGGUUUCACGCUGAACGAUUUGCAGACCAUGCUGACAGAACAGGGAGUCGACCUGAGCCAGAGAAUAGCAUCUGACAACACUACAAGAUAUAUAUAUUCAACAAGUCCAGAUCCUACAAUGAGGCAAAUAUUACUGGAUGGGCCAAGUUCUGCCGCUCUUUGUAAUAAAAAUUCAUCUGAUUUGAUUAAAGAAGAGGAGGAAAUUUCAGAAUUAGAAUUCGGAUGUGUAAAAGAUGACAUGAAGGAGGUGCCAUCCGAACAAGAAGAACCGAAAGGUUUGACACAAGAAGAAAUAUUACAAUUGAUUAAAUUGGAUACAAGUCAAAAUUGUCCAAGCUCAUCAGCUGGGCCUAGUACUUCUAAACAAGCUUACUUAGGAAUUUGUGAUGAAAAUGAUGUUUUAAACAGAGUUGAAACUGAUGUUCAGAGCAAUGUUAAUGACCAGGCUGUGGAACAUGGGAAGAAUCAAAAGGAAGACAAUAACCGCCUAAAACUGGACCAUGAGAGUCUCCCACAGACAGAUUCUUAUUGUCAAGAUAGCACAAUGCUGCAAAAAGAUUCCCCAUUGUCUUAUAAUCAGCCGAAAGAAAACGGUUCUAAAAAAAAUAUUUUACAUAUCCUGCCUUUAACAAAUGUUCAACAUUCUCAAGUCUUAAUUAAUGAAAGAGUCUCAGAAAGACCUUAUCGAGAAUCAACUGAAACUGUUGAACGUAAACAUUCAGUAUUAGAAAGUAAAGUUGAAACUCUUUCAGAAGGAAGUUCGGAUGAUGAUGGCGAUUUUGUAGAUGUCGAACCUAGUGAAGUGAUGGUCAAUUCUGAACGUAAAAUGGAAAUAAUAAUUAAGCCUAAUGAAAAUCUUAAUGAUGAUAUAUUUGCCGACAUUUUCACAGCACAACAGUCUGUUAAUAAUGAAUUAAUUAUGCCAAAGGACAAUACAAUUAAUACAUCAAACAUUAAAAAUAAACUAGAUAGAAGAGAUGAAAAUGAGAAAAAGAUAGCAGGAAAUUUAUCAACCUCUGAGGUUGAUAUAAAUGAUGAAAUUCAAAAAAACAAUGGUAAAAAUGGAAAACCAAAUUUUGAGGCUGCUAUAAAACAUUCUCAAGAGGUAAAUGAAGUUCUAGAAAAUUCUCAAAAAAAUUCCACACUGAGUAUGAGAACUACAAUUGAGCUUUCAACUGAUCAGCUUGAAGAAAAAAUUAUGGAUUUGGAAAACGAAUCUGUAGAAUUAUUGGCGGAAAGCAAGAAAAAUGAAAGGAUGGCUGCUUCAAUCACUGAACAAAUCACAUUGGAUGCCCAGGAACUUCUUCAACUAUUUGGUAUCCCGUUUAUUGUAGCUCCGAUGGAAGCCGAAGCACAAUGUGCUUAUCUUGAUUUUUCUGGUCAGACUGACGGCACGAUCACAGACGACAGCGACAUUUGGCUUUUUGGAGCGAAUAAUGUUUAUAAAAACUUCUUUGAGCAGAAAAAAUUUGUGAAACAGUUCAAAGCUACUGAUAUACAGAGGUUUUACAAGCUGAAAAGAGAUGAUUUAAUUAUGAUCGCAAUGUUAGUCGGGAGUGAUUACACAGUUGGAAUUCACGGAGUGGGCCCUGUUAAUGCGAUUGAAAUUGUGGCUCACUUUCCUCCUAAAGAUGAAGCUAGUACACCUAAUGAGAGGCUUCAAUUAUUUAGGGAGGCGUAUCAUUCGUCGAGGCUUAAUGUUCAUCUUCAAAGGAAACUUAAAUCUUUGCAGUUCACCGACGGAUUUCCAAGUAGUGAAAUAGUAAAGGCGUAUUAUUUACCAAUGGUGGAUAAUAGUAAAGAAAGGUUUUCUUGGUCUCAACCAAAUGUGGAAGGAAUCAAGCAAUUCGCUAAUAGUAAAUUGGGUUGGGAUUUUAAUAAAACUAGUCAAAUACUUAAACCUGUUUUGGACAGGCUAAAACAAAAAACAACACAAAAAACAAUGCACAAUUAUUUCAAUUGGUCAUUUGACCAAGACGACUUGAAAUUAAGCAAGAGAGUAAGCAAAGCCGUGAAUAUAAUAUCAACUGGUGUAAUUCCAAGCCCACCAAAAAUAUUUAAAAAAGACAACGCACCAAAUCAACUUAAAAAACAGAACCAAAGUUUCAGUGAAACUAUUGUGCUUAGAAGUAAAACUCCUGCUCAGGUUGCCCGGGAGAAAGCAGUAAAAAAAUUGAAAGAGUAUAAGAAGAGGGAAGAAGAAAAAAAAUUACAAAAAAGCAAAGCAAGAGGAAAUAAAAGCUAAAUGUAUUAUAAAAAAAUGUUUUGUUACAAUCUCUUAUUGUUUGUAUACAUCAAUAAAUUGUUCAUUUUUCUAACAAAAUAUAUUUAAGAAUGCUUAA